ACACCAGUGCCAUUUGUAUUACUAAAAAUCCCGUGCAGCAUUCUAGAACCAAACAUAUAGAAGUGAAAUAUCAUUUCAUCCGGGAUCUAGUUCAGGCUCAAACUGUUGCUCUACAUCAUAUUCCUACUGAAUUCCAACUGGCUGAUAUUUUCACAAAAUCUCUACCUGCUGAUCGAUUCAUCUUUUUGUGCUAUGAACUCGGGCUUUGCUCUCAUCAGGCUCUCUCCGAGAGCAUCAUUAGUUAAGAUCUUCUUCCUUUUUAGUUUUUAUUUUUUAUUUUUCCUGUUCUGAUCUUCAUUUAUUACUUUCUUUUUGUGUGAUAGUUUUCAUCUUGUUUAGUAGUUUCCUUGAUUGUGUAUGUCGUGUUUAUUUAACAACCAGUCCUAGGUCUCUUCCUCGUCCUCUCCAUCUGCUUCUUCUCUGUCUUGUCUUACAAUGGUGCUCAUCAUCACAUACAUGGGUACAUUGUUCCUUGAGCCUGUCAUCUCAAACUAUCAUCGUCACAUCUAGUUUUUUAUCAAUCGCCCCUUGAUUUCCUUCUGUCUUAUGCCAUUCCCUGCUUUAGUGGACGCUGGCCUUGAUAUUACUCCCUUCGUUCAGAACCUUGGUUGGACCUCUCUCCUUGAUGCUCCUCUAACGACCUCGUUUUGUCCUGAAAUUAUCCAACUGUUCUAUUCUAAUCUUCAAUCCCCUGGGCUGUCAUCUCGUUCCUUUCACUCUAUGGUCUUUGGCCAUGCCUUUGCUAUUCAUAUUGACGAUCUCAGCAUGCUCUUGAAUAUUCCUGUUCAUGGGGUUACUUUAGCUGAUGAGUCCGAAUUUCCCCUGUUUGCCUUCAACCUUGUUGAGAAAUUUCUUGCUAUUAUUGGCCAUCCUCCCGGACCAAAUAAUACUUUACCUGUCACUGUCCUUCCCCCACCCCUUCGUCUCCUCCACUAUUACAUUGUUCGAGUCUUCCUUCCCAGAGAUCACUCUGUCACGACUAUUCUCCCUCUCGAUCUUUGGAUCAUCUCGAAUGCUGUCCAUGGUACCCUUCUGAAUUACUUUCACUUAUUUUUUGAGUCCCUACUGCGAUUCACUGAACCUGUCCUAGGUGAAGCCCUGCCUUUCGGUCCCCUUGUGUCGACCCUUCUAGUUCACCUUGAGAUAAACCUGUCAUCCUUUAUCACUUUCGAUCUUGUGUUCUCCCCUGUGGCUGCGGAUAUUCUUGAAGCUCUGGAGAUUGCGAUUGAAGGGGAGGAACCCCUUGACGAGGACAAUGGAGACGAGGACACUAUCAAGGAAGAAGUCGACUGCAACACUAGUGUUAGUUCCAGUGAGAGCAGUGACACCAACAACAACACCAGUGAUGAUGUUUAACUUAGUUCGAUUGUUUAGCUAGUCUUAUGGUUGUCGGCUUAAAUUUCGUGAUAGAUUAUGAUUGCUUCGGCCUUUUAUGAUUGCUUCGGUUAAAACUGUGUCGACUUUGCUAUCUAUGAUAAUCUCUUUUUCUCUAUGCGGAUUGAAUGUUCCUCUUAAAGAGAUGUGAAAUAACUAUCCUCUUGUUGAAUACUAACUCCUUGAGAAGAGGAAAGGUAGUGUCGUCUUCUUUGUUUCAGGCAAUCGAUAAUCUCUGAUUUAAGGGGAGAUUGUAGGAAGAUUUGGGAAAUCAGAGACAGUCGACAAAAUAGCUCGUUGGGAAUAAAUCAUCAUCCUAGAAUCUUGGAAAUCAAGUCGAAAUCAAUCAACUGAUUGAUUGCAUAAUCACAGCACAAGAAUCACUCCUUUGAUCAAGCAUUGCAAAUAAGGAAGGUUCCAACUCACUCAAACCACCUCCUCCUCUUCUAUAAAAGGGACUGAAACGUAUUGCCUCUUCACUUUUGUGAGAGAACGGAAAAGGGUUUCUAAACAAAAGGGUUUAGCAAAGGGGAAGAGGUUCUUUGCUAGUGGCUGAUACAAAUUCCGGAGUUUGGAAUUUGGGUUGUUUAUUCGUCAUUCUACUUUGUUUCUAGAAUUUCUUUCUUUGAGUCUUUAUUUCGAUUUGCUUCUUUUGUACUUGUAAGUUAGAUUGUAAAGAAAAUAAAAUAGAGUCGUAGGUGUAGACGUAGCCCAUUGCACCAGGGUGAACCACGUUAAAAAUAUCGUGUGUUCUUUAAAUUUCUGCACUUUUCUUUUCGUACUUCAUCUUCCAUACCAAUCCUCAGUUUUCCAAGGAUUUUGAUCCAAGGAAGAAAACAAACCUAAGUGUUCUCUAUAUUGGUCUGCUCGGCUGGGCUUACCAAUCCUCAAGCCCAUCUCAAUGUUGGAUUUCUGCUAAUAGAUUUCAAGUGGGCUUGAGAAGCUGUGGCCCGAACUGAAGGGGAGAAUCAGAACGAAAACACUGAAGGACUUCUCCUUCAUUUUCGAUCUUCUUCCUCUUCUGCUUCUUCCUUACUUUCCCAAACUUACAAUCCCUAAAAUUGGUCCCCUUGAUUACAUAUACUAUUGCUUGUUUUCCUUUAACGAUCUACUUUCGAGACUAUAAAUAUCGAUUUUUAAU
This is a messenger RNA of Linum trigynum, 2515 nucleotides long. The record is from the annotation of a GenBank genome assembly. Lineage: Eukaryota; Viridiplantae; Streptophyta; Magnoliopsida; Malpighiales; Linaceae.